CCACACAUACGUUUCAAUACACUUAUCAAAGCAAGAUGGCGAGCACGGUCUGUUGUUCCGCUUUCUCUCCGGACGGUCAAUAUUACGCGUAUUGCGGUAAUGACGGCAAGUUGAAGAUUUGGGAGACCGCAAACGGCCGAUUAAAGCACGAGUAUAUACCUAAUCAACAUUUAUCGUCGCCGUGCAGCGUUGUAGGAUGGAUCUUCGUGAGCCAGCAAUCGGCGGGCAACGCAUCGCCAACGUCGAGGAAGAGACGCAAAAGAAAGUCAAUUUCGGAGGAGAUCGAGCACAAGCCUGUGGUGGCGAUGGGUUCGGUUAGCGGUAAAGUCACAUUGUACGACAUAGCGGCCGCUCACGUCAGCGUUGUAUUGGAGAACGGUCAUUCGUCCACAAUCACGGCGAUGGCCUGGUCAACAUGCAGCGGACUGAUAACUGCGGCCGACGAUUGUCACAUUGUGGAAUGGAAUCUACAAGAGAACGGGAUCAAGUGUAAAUGGAAAUCGGGCAAGGCGAAAGUCACAGCCCUGGCAAUUCCGGCUAAUGGAAAGUCUCUACUGUCCGCGGAGAGGAUAAUCAAAUGGUGGAGCUUGACGACGAAGCAAUUGAUUCGCACAUUUACCGGACAUGCCAAUCACAUCACCUUUCUUCACACUGUAAAAGUAGACGAUUCAACUAGUUACCUAAUCAGCGCUGCUCGUGCAGAUGGCAUCUCUGUAUGGUCGUUAGACAAACAUAAAAAUGACAAAGCAUCAAUGGCAACAUUAGCCAUGCAAGAUGAAGCUACAUCUGUUUCUACAGUUGUUGUGCAAGAAUCGCAACAAGUUGUAUUGGCUACUACUCGGUCGGGUCAAGCGCAACUGUUCAAGUAUCAACCAAAUGGCCAUACAAAGCCAUUAAAACCAUCUCUAAACAUUGCGGUUGCAGCAGAUGCCAAUCAGAAGGAGACUGUUCAACAGAUUCCUAUUUUAGCAGGCCAUCUAACUGAGGAUGAAAAAGUGUUGUUGAUGUAUGGUAGUUACUUGAACUUGACAUUUGAAAAAGUUACGCCCGACUUUUCAGACAAAGUGCAAUGUUUGGUCAGAUCGGAAAAGUUGGAUACAAAAAAAUCUAAAGAAAGAAAAGAAGAAACAAUUUCUAAAGUAAAAUCUACUUCAAUAGAAGAAGGUGUUAAAUAUCUUGCACCAGGAAUAGGAGUCCCGACAUCGAAAAGAAAUAGAACUAGUUCAGGCUCUCAAUUACUCUUAAAAGAUAGAUUGGAAAAUCUUAGUUUGAAUGCAGAUGCGAACACACCAGGAAGGAUACCGACGAAAGGAGCUAAUAUGACACAAUUACUGAUGCAAGCAUUGAACAGCAAAGAUAAAACUAUUUUGACUACGGUGUUGUUCACAAAAAACGAAACUGUAAUUCGUAAUACUAUCGCUAAAUUACCAGUACAAGCAAUAACGCCAUUACUCAAGGAGCUAACCAUUAUGCUGCAAGGCAAAACAUAUGUGAGUAAGAUAGCGGUGAUGUGGUUGCAAGCUUUAAUCACAACUCACGCGGCGCACUUGAUGUCGCGACCAGAUAUUACGGAGGCCCUCAGCCCUAUUUUAAGUUUUAUUGACGCAAAGUUAAUGCUUUUGACGGCUGUACAAAGAUUAAGAGGCAGAGUUUCCCUCAUAACGGGACAAAUAUCUCAAGCUAAUGAGGAACACAAUAAGGACAUAAUGGAGGAGAGCUUGCUCGUUUAUCAAGAUCCAGAUUCGUCAGAUGAAGGUGCUGACAAAGACGAUGUUGAUUUGAGCAGCGAAUCCGACGACAAUUGGGAAGAAAUGUCAGAUCAAGAUGUUCAAGAUGAACAGGAUGAAGAAGAUAUCAAGAGCAUUAAGUCCGAGAGUGAUGAUAUGGAUGACAAUGAGUCUAUGCAUAGCUGAAUUCAAUUCAAUGUUGGUUAAUAACAGAAUAACUUAUCUAAUCAUUAAUUCAUUAAAGGCCGCAAACAUAAAACUUAUUUCAAAUGAUUUUUAAUUUGCUACAGUAUUCAAGACAGAAUUCACUUGUGAUCUUCUCUGUAUUGUGCAUAUCUUAAUUUA
This is a messenger RNA of Cataglyphis hispanica, 2072 nucleotides long. RefSeq names its product WD repeat-containing protein 43. The record is from RefSeq and is a predicted model, not a curated record. NCBI's taxonomy places the organism in Eukaryota, Metazoa, Arthropoda, Insecta, Hymenoptera, Formicidae. Gene Ontology annotation, biological process: maturation of SSU-rRNA from tricistronic rRNA transcript (SSU-rRNA, 5.8S rRNA, LSU-rRNA). Gene Ontology annotation, cellular component: nucleolus. Gene Ontology annotation, molecular function: protein binding.